This is a messenger RNA of Hemiscyllium ocellatum (epaulette shark), 2661 nucleotides long. RefSeq lists its product as uncharacterized. Bases 89 to 1018 code for a protein of 309 amino acids. The record is from RefSeq and is a predicted model, not a curated record. Gene Ontology annotation, biological process: response to bacterium. The transcript is spliced from 8 exons. Lineage: Eukaryota; Metazoa; Chordata; Chondrichthyes; Orectolobiformes; Hemiscylliidae.
CUUUUACUUCCACUUUGACACAUUGUACACUGAAAUAUCGCACAGCGUGGAUACACCGCAUCGUCAUUUCAUAUCAUAGGCAUCCAAAAUGCUCCAUAUUAUCCUCCUUGUGGCAACGUUGACUUUCUCUGCUGAAACGGCAGAGAGACCAGUUCUGCUCCAGUCUCCAGCAGUGCACAGUGUGUUACAGGGUAGCUCUGUCAGAUUCCAGUGUCGCAUGGAGAAUGCCAAUGUCAGCAAACUCAUUAUUACUUGGUUCAAGCAAGGAUCCAGCAGACAGGAGCUGCUAACAUCCGAUUCACACAACAAUGUCCACCGUAACAAAGGAGUGACAGCACGCUUCCAACCUUCUAGGGAUGUCUCCAAUAACAGCUACAUCCUGAACAUCACAAACGUACAACUCAGUGAUGAUGCUGUCUAUGUUUGUAGUGUGCAGGGAUCGAUCUACGGGGAAGGAACCCAGCUGAAUGUAACCAUUCCUGCAGUGGCAAUGAACAGAGAGCUGUGGAUUGUCUGGAUCGCUGUGGGGGCUGUACUGGGAGCUAUUGUCAUCGCUGGAGCCACUGUUCUCUUCUGUAUCAGACGCACUCGGUGUCAGGAACUGUCAUGCUCCUCAGCUACUCGUUCUGUUGACACUUUGCGAACCAUGGAUUGUGAAUGCACCCCUCUUCCUGGAGACACACAGGUUCUCGAGAAGCCUAAGAAAUCAAGAACAACCCAACAAGUUGCCUAUAACUCCCCAAAUGAUGGAAUCAUUUCAAGCAAAAACCCAACAUACUACAGCUUUGAUGAAAAAUGUUGCAGCAAUAGCCAAAUGCAGGGGACUAAAGCAGUUCCAGGAAAAUGCAGGCGUGACAGAGAAGUUGAAAAACAGCAACAGAAAGUCAUGAAAUGCGAUACUGAUGAAGAAAUCUAUGCAAAUUACAAUCAGAUUAACCAUCAUUCCAAUAAAAAGGAAUCCAGUGAACUUCAAGAAGAUUCCAACGCAACAUAUGCGAAUUUUGAUCCACGUUAUUAAUUCAGUGAACAAAAGGGAAUACUCUAUGGUGCUGCUGUAUGAUAGGCACUGAUUGCCUGAAAUGGAAACAUUUUCUGAUUCAGAAUGCUGAGGAGCCUCCCUCACCAGCAGCAGACAGAACCAAGCACAAUGGAUCAGAGAGACAGAAAGACAGGCAAUAGAUUGUAUAGAGAAAUUGGAGAGUGAAAACUGUGAAUAUUUACACCUUGUUUCCCAACACCCAAUGUUUCUGAACUGCAUGAAUGCUGAAUUGGAUUGGCUUCCAGCUGAUAUAGGACAUCCCAUUGUGUAGUUGACAUAGUUUUCAGACCAGAUGCUACUCAGUGUAAGCUUUGCGAUGUAUUACCAACUACAGUGAGAGUCAGCACUGGCCUCAGUUCCUUCAUGUCUAGUUCCUUAUCGGCUCCUGUCUGAGAUUAAAAUGUUCUUUCAAUUGUCUAUUCAUCAGCUGAGUGUGUGAGAGAUGCCAUGGCUUGUCCAUCAGUUUGGCUAUCAGCCAGUCACAGGGUUGUUGUUACACUGGUGACUCCUGACCCAUGGAAUUAGUGCUGAUUGAAAAACCAAAUCAACAGACUGUCUCUGGACACAACUGCCAUAAAUACACAUUUACAAAGCCAAUGAUUCCAGUAUAAUUCCCCACUAUCAGAAGAAAGUAACAAUGGAAAUACAACUCAUAAUGUUGAGAAACCACCAUUGGUUAUUCAAAGCUGAGAAAGUCUAAGCUCUCAGUUGUGUGAACAGUCAAGAAAGAAAAAUCUCAUGUCUCAAAGAACCAGAACAAAAGGAGCAGUGAAGACAAAAGAUUUGAAUAGGAAGGUACCUGUCUCUGAAUGUUGAUCAAUCUAAAGUGAUAGUGUUCAAGAGUAGUUGGGAUCUUGUUUUCAGAAUCAUUCAAACUGUGUUUUAUUUCAACAGUGCAGCUGUUUUCUUAAUUUUUAUUUCAUUGAUAUGCUUCUGUUUUAUUCUUAAAGGUAAAUCUGCAGCACUGUGGACUGUAAUUUCAGUAAAAUACUAACAUAUUAAAUAAUCAUAACAAAACAAAACUGAUUAAAAAAGACUUGACCAGGAAGAGCAUCACCAGAGAUCAGAACAAUCAACAGGAGCUGACAUUAAAUUCAAGCCAAUUACAAGGGUAUAGCAAUGUGAUUAGCAAGAUUGGAUGAUGGAAACAGUUUGAAAAGAUCAGGCAUUGGAGAUGCACUAUAACACAUUUCAGGAGAUAUUUCAGAAAUCUCAACAAAUAUAUCUAUUCAAAAAAGGAUGUCAGAAGAGGCAUAUAAUUCAACAAGACAAUAACCAUUGGUUUGAGAAUGAAAGAAAAAAGCUGACAGUAUAGGAAAGAUUAGGUUGAACUUGAGUGCCCAAUCCAGUUUGAAUCUUAUUUUAUUUCUUGCUACACUUGUCUGUCUUGGUCAUCCAGUUAGGAGGAGCAUUCAGAGUGAGCCAUUGAAGGCUCACUCAUCCAGGCCAGACCACAUCAGGGUGACUAGGGUUCCUUCACUGGAAGACAUCUGAGAAUUUCAGAUGGGUUUCCAGGAUGAUUGAUAACUUCAUGUGGGAGGAGAAAGUGAGGUCUGCAGAUGCUGGAGUAUCAGAGCUGAAAAUGUGUUGCUGGAAAAACGCAGCAGGUCAGGCAGCAUCCA